Messenger RNA from Hymenoscyphus albidus, 2490 nucleotides. Lineage: Eukaryota; Fungi; Ascomycota; Leotiomycetes; Helotiales; Helotiaceae. The record is from the annotation of a GenBank genome assembly.
GGCAGCAACGCAACUUUAUCAACCUCUCCCCUCCAGCUCUACUUCUGUCUCAACUUCAACUUCUUUCCUUCGCAACGUACGCUACAUCCAAUACCACUUUAUUCGCAAAACUCACACCAAAUACCUGAACAGAAGCUCGCGCAUUUUGUGCAUACCUAAACCAAGCAAAUAAUCGAUACGUGCUCGUACUGAGCAAACCGCGUCCCAAAAUCUAAUCGCAAAACUUUUCGUAUCUCCCCAAAAGACCUAGACUCCCGAACCAGAAACCAUGGCGGAUUCCGAUAUCGAUGAUGAGCUCCUCGCUCUCGCGGGAGACGCUUCCGAAGAUGAAGAGGAGUCGGAGGCACCAAAGAAUAUUAGCAGAAACAACUCGGCAUCACCCAACCGCCGCACAUCAGGCAAGGCAGGUGCAAACAAGCUAGGCGGUCGAAAGAACAAGAGACGCGAUGACUCGGAGGAAGAAGGUGAAGCGUAAGUGCUUACUCUCUCUUUGGUUGCGCAUUGGCGAUAUCAUCGCCUUUGUAUCCGGUCGAGGAUAUGGCUUACACAGUAUUCAAUAGCUCAUCUGGCGCAUCGUCCCCUGAUUCUCAACGCUCAGCACCUAUGGAUGAAUCCGAUUCUGACUCGGACACCUCUCCCAUGGACGAUGAUGGCGAAGGAUACCCGCUCGAGGGCAAGUUUAAGGAUGCUGCGGACAAGGCUGAAAUCAUGGCCAUGCCUGAGAUCAAGCGUGAGGAAUUGCUAGCAGAACGAGCCGGAGAAGUCGAGAAGAGCAAACAAAACCGAGUUUUGCGCCAGUUACUUAAAAGUCGCGAGGCUGAAGCCAAAAAGGUGGACAAGAAACGAAAGGCCAGCGCUGCGAAUUUGGAUGGAGAUAAUCGAAAGACCGCCCGUCAAAGAACCAAGAUUGGCGGUGGCAAGGUUGGAGAGGCAAGUAGCGGAAUUGAUAGAUAUCGACGCGAACGAGCCGAGAAGAGUGAGCGACAACGUCGACGAGAAGAGGACAAGCACCAUGAUGAACCACGCAGAAACACUCGCGGCGACUACUCGGACCAUGAUAGUGAUAGAGAUAGCGAAGUUGAAUGGGACACUGGCAAAACAGCAACCAAGAAGCGAAGCAUUUCACCUGAUUUCAAGAAUGCAGAGCCAGCUGGCCUUCAAGAUGUUGAACGGGUCAGAGUUGGUCGGUCGAGAUUUGCUUUGGUCUGCUUCUACCCUGGAUUUGAUGAGGCUAUUACUGGAUGCUUUGCUCGAAUCAGCGUCGGAAUGGACAAGGAAACUCGUCAAAACAUUUAUAGAGUUGGACUCAUCAAAGGUAUGUGUUCUGAAGGCUUGAAUGGUUCUAAUAGAUGCUAACUGCCUGCCAAGGCUUUGUUGAGGAUAAGCCAUACGCUGCGGAAUCUGCAAAUGGAAAGCCUUUCUUGACUACCCAAUAUGUUCGGGCUGCGCAUGGAAAAUCAGAAAGAAAUUGGCCGUUUAUUGCUUGCUCCGAUUCUCCCUUUACGGAGGUUCGUUCAUCAUGAGGGCUAAUAUCAUAGUCUUUACUAAUUUCUUUCAUAGGCUGAGUGGACCCGAUACACAAAAACUUGCCAGGCCGAAGGCAUACCUCUUCCAACAAAACCAAAGCUCGCUCAAAAGAUCCUUGACAUUAACGCACUUGUCAAUCGCUCCUGGACCGAGGAAGAACUACAAGCAAAAUUGAAACGAUCUGGCGUUUUGGUCAGCAAAUUCAACCCCAUUGAGCGCAAACGCCUCCAAACCGAGAUUGCAGAAGCAAAAUUAGCAAAGAAUUACGAAAGGGAGGAACAAUUACAAAAGGAACUCGAUGCUUUAGACGGACCCAAACUCGCUUACAGCACAUCAUUGCAACCAUCCCCUGCCAAGACCCCUGCCAAGCAAACCCAACAGGAGCGACUCGCAGUCCUAAACAAACAACAUCGGCGCGAAAACGCCGAAAAAGUACGACAAGCUCAAAUUGCUGAACGCAAGAAGAUCAAAAUGGCGGAAGCGGCAGCAGCUCGUGGCGAAGUAGUCGUCGAAGACCACUCGAGACGAGUCCGAACAAACGCCAAGUUCAAGCAUGAUGUUGCGGAUACACAUAAGAAGACAGAUAGCGCUGGCGCUAGUGGCGCGAACACGCCAUCUCAGGGAACGCCAAAACUUGGACCGAAGCAGAUUUCUGGGGGCUUACCGCUGCAGUGGAAGAAUGGUCAGGGAGAGAAUAAACAGAAGAAUGGGCUGCCUAGUAUUCGGAGACCACUCAUGGACGACGACAUCAUUGGGGCUAUUGAUCUGGGAAUUGAUCUUGAACUUUAGAAGAGAAAAAAAAGGGACUUGUGAGAUAGGAAUGUUAGAUGAGUGUAGGAUGGGACGGAUGAGAGGGGGUAUGAAGGAGGGGGGAAUUUGAUGAUACCUGGUACGAUAGAGAGCUUAUUUUACUUUUACUUUUUUUUUUGGCUCCGGCUGGACUUUGCUUUGCAAGUCAAGGCA